Messenger RNA from Pelobates fuscus (common spadefoot toad), 1974 nucleotides. It is a transcript of the gene PFKFB3, whose product is annotated as 6-phosphofructo-2-kinase/fructose-2,6-biphosphatase 3. Gene Ontology annotation, molecular function: ATP binding; fructose-2,6-bisphosphate 2-phosphatase activity; 6-phosphofructo-2-kinase activity. Lineage: Eukaryota; Metazoa; Chordata; Amphibia; Anura; Pelobatidae. The transcript is spliced from 15 exons. Gene Ontology annotation, cellular component: cytosol. The record is from RefSeq and is a predicted model, not a curated record. Gene Ontology annotation, biological process: fructose 2,6-bisphosphate metabolic process; fructose metabolic process. Bases 225 to 1805 code for a protein of 526 amino acids.
CGAUCAGAGAGGAUUAGAGGAGGUGUGCUGAUCACAUCGUGAGAAGUAUUCGAGAGUCUUACUAAACGCGCUAUCACUGUGCCUAGUAUUCCGGAUUGGAUUUGAUACAUUCAUUUCAUUUUGUGAGAGUCCAUCCUUCCUGCACAGUAAAUAAAGGAUCCCUUUGGAGAGGGAGUUCCGGAGUGUACCGUUUGCUCGAGGUCUUAUUGCCCCUAUUUGCUAUCAUGCCGCUCCUGGAGUUGAGGCAGAACCGGAUUCAGAAGACCUGGUUGCCCAUGGGCGAUGCGCCAAGGACGCCGAUCAAUGUGGGUGGGCCACAUCUUGCCAACUCUCCGACUGUGAUUGUAAUGGUUGGUUUACCAGCUCGUGGAAAGACCUACAUCUCAAAGAAGCUUACACGUUACCUCAACUGGAGUGGAGUCCCUACAAAAGUUUUUAAUGUUGGCGAGUACAGACGAGAAGCUGUAAAGGAUUUCAGUUCAUAUGACUUCUUUCGCGCAGACAAUCAAGAAGCCAUGAAAGUCAGAAGACAAUGUGCCGUUGCUGCCUUAGAAGAUGUUAAAUUAUACCUGACUGAAGAAGGUGGACAGAUAGCUGUCUUUGAUGCCACUAAUACAACCAGAGAGAGAAGAACAAUGAUUACUGACUUUGCCAAAGAAAACGAUUUUAAAGCAUUCUUCAUAGAAUCUGUGUGUGAUGACCCAAGUGUUGUUGCCAGCAAUGUGAUGGAAGUGAAACUGAGCAGUCCAGACUACAAAGGUUGUCCAUCAAAAGAAGCAAUGGAAGACUUCAUGAAAAGAAUCAACUGCUACAAAAAAAGCUAUGAACCUCUUGAUCCAGACAGCCAUGACAAGAACCUGUCCAUGAUUAUUGUGAUUGAUGUUGGUCGAAGAUUUUUGGUCAACAGGAUUCAGGAUCAUAUCCAGAGCAAGAUUGUCUAUUAUCUAAUGAACAUCCAUGUUCAGCCGCACUGUAUCUAUCUGUGCCGUGCUGGCGAAAGUGAAUACAACAUCAAAGGGAAGAUUGGUGGAGACUCCAGUCUAUCACCCCGGGGAAAAAAGUUUGCUAUUGCACUCAAGAAAUACAUUGAGGAACAGAACCUGAAAGAAUUGAAAGUGUGGACGAGUCAACUAAAGAGGUCUAUUCAAACAGCAGAAGGACUGACUGUGCCUUAUGAGCAGUGGAAAGCGCUAAACGAAUUGGAUGCUGGAGUAUGUGAGGAUAAAACCUAUGAAGAAGUUAAAGAGCUUUAUCCUGAAGAAUAUGGUCUACGUGCUCAGGACAAAUAUCAUUACCGCUACCCUUCAGGAGAGUCAUACCAAGAUCUGGUUCAGCGCCUGGAACCGGUUAUCAUGGAGCUGGAGAGACGUGGAAAUGUCCUUGUCAUUUGUCAUCAGGCCGUGAUGAGAUGCCUGUUGUCCUACUUCCUUGACAAAUCUGCAGAUGAGAUGCCCUAUCUAAAGUGCCCCUUGCAUUCGUUGCUGAAACUGACUCCACUGGCUUAUGGGUGUCGUGUGGAGACUGUCAAUUUCAAUGUGGAAGCUGUGAACACUCACAGAGAGAGAUCAGUGGAGGAUUUCAAGAAGGGUCCUAAUACUCUAAUGAGACGCAAUAGUGUUACCCCUUUUGCUAGUCCUGAGCCGAAUAAAAAAGCUCGAGUCAAUAGCUUUGAUGAGUUGGGUGCUUCAGCAUCUGCUUCAGUACUAUAUUGUGCAUGCCAAGAACCACCCACUGUACAAGCUGGACAGGGUGUAAGUGAUGUUGCUGCAGAAGAAGCCCCUGUAUCAUUCUUUAUCGGAUCAUGAAUGACAUUGAUAAAUGAUAGACAUUACCAACAACAGGACAGCUGUUCUUUACAUUCCACACUUCAUUGAGAACUUUCUUUUUUUUUUUUUUUCUGAUGGUUCCAAUCCGCAGCUGUUUAUUUUUGAACAAAUUUGGAUUUUAGUGGACAAACGAUUUGCCACUAAUGGA